Sapajus apella (tufted capuchin) is the source of this 1765-nucleotide messenger RNA. It is a transcript of the gene RHPN2, whose product is annotated as rhophilin Rho GTPase binding protein 2. Gene Ontology annotation, biological process: negative regulation of stress fiber assembly; signal transduction. NCBI's taxonomy places the organism in Eukaryota, Metazoa, Chordata, Mammalia, Primates, Cebidae. The record is from RefSeq and is a predicted model, not a curated record. Bases 57 to 1433 code for a protein of 458 amino acids. The transcript is spliced from 9 exons. Gene Ontology annotation, molecular function: protein binding.
UCCAGCCAGCCUUGACCGCCGCGGCUCAGUCCGCCCUCCGCGUCCGCGCCGCCAGCAUGACCGACGCGCUGCUGCCCGCGACCCCCCAGCCGCUGGAGAAGGAGAACGAUGGCUACUUUCGGAAGGGCUGUAAUCCCCUUGCACAAACUGGCCGGAGUAAAUUGCAGAACCAAAGAGCUGCUUUGAAUCAGCAGAUCCUGAAAGCCGUGCGGAUGAGGACAGGAGCGGAAAACCUUCUGAAAGUGGCCACAAACCCGAAGGUGCGGGAGCAAGCGCGGCUGGAGCUGAGCUUCGUCAACUCAGACCUGCAAAUCCUCAAGGAAGAGCUGGAGGGGCUGAACAUCUCAUUGGGGGUCUAUCAGAAUACAGAGGAGGCAUUUACGAUUCCCCUGAUUCCUCUUGGACUGAAGGAAACAAAAGACAUCGACUUUUCAGUCAUCCUCAAGGUAAAUCUCAAAGCACCCAAUUCAGUGUUUAAAAUGGAAAUAGGCCAUUUGUGGUGGUACAUGCCUGUAGUCCCAGUUACUUGGGAGGCUGAGGCGAGAGGAUUGCUUGAGCCCAUCCGCAAGUCACAUGGGUGCUGGCUUCCGUCCACAGGGAAGUCCCAUCUGCGCAGAGCCCUGACGCAUCAUGAGGAGUCGGUGCGGGAGGCCAGCCUGUGCAAGAAGCUGCGGAGCAUCGAGGUGCUCCAGAAAGUGCUGUCCGCGGCACAGGAACGCUCUCGGCUCACGCACACCCAGCACCGGGAGGACGAUGACCUGCUGAACCUGAUCGAUGCCCCUGAUGUUGUGGCUAAAACUGAGCAAGAGGUUGAAAUUAUAUUGCCCCAGUUCUCCAAGCUGAUAGUCACGGACUUCUUCCAAAAGCUGGGCCCCUUAUCUGUGUUUUCGGCUAAUAAGCGGUGGACGCCUCCUCGAAGCAUCCGCUUCACUGCAGAAGAAGGGGACUUGGGGUUCACCUUGAGAGGGAACGCCCCCGUUCAGGUUCACUUCCUGGAUCCUUACUGCUCUGCUGCGGUGGCAGGAGCCCGGGAAGGAGAUUAUAUUGUCUCCAUUCAACUUGUGGAUUGCAAGUGGCUGACGGUGAGCGAGGUUAUGAAGCUGCUGAAGAGCUUUGGUGAGAAUGAGAUUCAGAUGGAAGUCGUGAGCCUCCUGGACUCCACAUCGUCCAUGCAUAAUAAGUGCGCCACGUAUUCCGUGGGAAUGCAGAAAACGUACUCCAUGAUCUGCUUAGCCAUUGAGGAUGACGACAAAACUGAUAAAACCAAGAAAAUCUCCAAGAAGCUUUCCUUCCUGAGCUGGGGCACCAAUAAGAACAGACAGAAGUCAGCCAGCACCCUGUGCCUCCCGUCGGUCGGGGUUGCCCGGCCUCAGAUCAAGAAGAAGCUGCCCUCCCCCUUCAGCCUUCUCAACUCAGACAGUUCUUUGUACUAACGUGAGGAAACAAACACGUUCGGGCCCCGAACAUUUCUGGUGCUGACUCAGCCUUAAACGUUUGUGCCAUAAUGGAAAAUAUCUCUCUGUUCGCAAAUCCUGUUUUACUCAUAGUAUAAACUCUCAUUCGAUGUGUUUUUAUGAAGGAAAGUUACAAGAAACCUCUAGGAAUUUGUGAAAAAAGAACUUUUUUGAGACAUGUCACUAUACUGCUGCAAGUUAUUUAUUAUAUAUUGUAAAUAGUCUAGUGUCGAAGAUAUGAAAUAUGGCUAUUUUUAAUGGUGACAGUUAUGACUUUUGUCACUAUUAGAGUUAAAUUGGGGUUACCUAUA